AAAUUUUAAAUUUUAGCGGCAAGUUAUGUCAACUGUUUUCUUAUAAAAGAAAAAAAAAGUCCAUGAACAAAAAUGUUAAGCAAAGUUAUUAUUUUGUUAAUUGUUACUCAGGUGAUUAGUGAAAAAGUAUUCAAAAGUGUUCCAGUUGUUGUGAAAACAUAUGAAAAUGAUACAGUGUUGCUUCCUUGUUACAUCGAUGACACCGAAGCGAAACUCCGAAUCCGUUGGUACAAAGACAAAUCCCUGCUUGGUGACAGUGACAUACCACACCACCUCUUACCUCCUAGGACGAGAAUGCACGCUAACUUCAGUCUGCAAAUAGAUGAGUUGAACGCGAAAGAUAGCGCUGAUUAUACUUGUGAGGUUAUCCGACCAGAGCCGUGGGGUCCAAUCAGACAAACACACACAAUAGAAGUUCAAUACGCACCAACAGUAAAAACAAUACCAGACGAUGGUUUCGUCGAAGUCCGCAAGGGUGACUACGUCGAUAUCGGCUGUGAGACUACUGGGACUCCGCAACCAGUCGUCGAUUGGAGUAAGAAUGGAGCACCCAUGGCACUACUGGACCACAGGUCGCGGAUUCGAUUCCGCGCUGAACACAGAUCGUUGGCUGGUGUUUAUGAAUGUACUGUGAAUAAUGGAGUCGGUGAUCCCGUGAAAGCGUCGAUAAAUGUUGUUAUUCAUGACGCACCAGUAGUAACAACAGAUCGUAGUUUCGUUCACACGGCAGUGGGUUUGCGCGCGGUUUUGUCCGCGAAAUUAGAGUUCGCUAUACCGCCCGCUAGAACCGCUUGGUUUAGAGAUGGGAAGCCUGUUAAAUUGGAUGAUCGAGUGGUUAUAAUGGUACAAGAUAAUAUACACCAACUAAUUUUCCGCACAGUUCGGAAAUCCGAUCUCGGAAAUUAUACAUUUCGAGCGGAAAAUAGUCUUGGAAUGGCUGAUGUUGCUUUUAAACUUACUGGUGUACCAAACAUCGCAUCAUUUAAAGUAGAGCCAGCGUUGAAUAAGGCAUCACCAGUCUCAUAUACUUUAUUUUGGGAAGUUGAUUCUUAUUCCUCAAUUAUUGAAUACAAUCUCUGGCUCCGUCCAUACUACGGUAGAUUGACAACUCUCGAACCGGACGCAUUUACAACAGAACCUCCAACCAAUUUGUGGAGUAAAAUUGUUGUUCCUGGAGAUUCUAGUGAUGGACCAAUCCACAGCGCUACAUACACGGUGAGAGGUCUAACGCCAUCUACUGUUUAUGAAGCGAUAGUUACUUCUAGAAAUAGGUUCGGUUGGAGUAAGCCAUCAGCUGUAUUACAUUUCGCUACAGAACCUGGAUUUGGAAGAACAUUACCAUCAACAUUCGAAGAGACAGAUAUAACACCAAUAUUAGAAGAGCCACAACAAGAAGAAGCAUUUAAUUUAACAAAAGCGCAUAUUUUUGAACCAUUAAAUGAAACGUCAAACGGCUUUACGCGGGAAAAAUGGAGUUUUGCCGCCAUUUUUAUUGCUAUUCUGUCAAUAAUGUUACGAUAAAUAAAUAAAAUUGUGUGUAAUUUAUUUUUGAUACUCAGUUGUAAAUAAAUAAAUAGU
This is a messenger RNA of Colias croceus (clouded yellow), 1578 nucleotides long. Its product is annotated as igLON family member 5-like. NCBI's taxonomy places the organism in Eukaryota, Metazoa, Arthropoda, Insecta, Lepidoptera, Pieridae. Gene Ontology annotation, biological process: homophilic cell-cell adhesion; synapse organization. Gene Ontology annotation, cellular component: neuronal cell body; plasma membrane; axon. The record is from RefSeq and is a predicted model, not a curated record. The transcript has 12 exons. Gene Ontology annotation, molecular function: axon guidance receptor activity; protein binding. The coding region runs from base 73 to 1521 and encodes 482 amino acids.